Molecule: messenger RNA, 1486 nt
Organism: Mytilus trossulus (common blue mussel)
Lineage: Eukaryota; Metazoa; Mollusca; Bivalvia; Mytilida; Mytilidae
Product: multiple epidermal growth factor-like domains protein 10
Exons: 4
Coding region: 1-1416 (471 amino acids)
Molecular function (GO): scavenger receptor activity
Source: RefSeq, a predicted model, not a curated record
AUGACUUACGAUUGUAUGAAUUGUUUCGAUGGAUGUAAUCACGAGACUGGCUAUUGUACCGGAAGUUGCACGUACGAGUUUUAUGGAUUCGAUUGUAAUUCGACCUGUCCACAAAACUGUGAUAUGACAGGAUGUCACAGAGAAAGUGGCGAAUGUAGAAAUUGUAUAAGUUCAUAUUAUGGUGUUAACUGUACGGAAACCUGCACGGGACGAUGUCACUCACGAUGCAAUCUAAAUGGAUUGUGCAGUGACAAUUGUAAGGGCGGACAUUCAAACUGUGAUAGUACCACUGGAGUAUGUUUAGACGGAUGUAAGUCGGGAUAUUACGGGAAACAUUGUGUUGAUAAAUGCAGCAGCUAUUGUACCGGAAAUGAAUCUGUUUGUGAUUCCGCAACAGGUGUAUGUCCAUAUGGAUGUGAACCUGAUUGGUAUUAUUCCACAUGCAAAUAUGGAUGUUCACUUAUAACGCCACACUGUUUGAAGUGUACCCAGUAUAAGGAUAAACGUAAUUUAGAAUUUGCCAAUUGCAAUACAUGUGGAUACGGGUUUUACAAACCCACACUUGAAGACUUGUGUGCACCUUGUGAAAAUUGUUUGAAUGACAACUGUAAUGGUAGUACAGGAGAUUGUCUUGAAGGUUGUACGCCAGGAUGGUAUAAACAUCCUUACGGUUACGAUAUAUGCGAUCAAAAAUGUGAAACUAGCUGUAUUGAUGGCUGUGACCCAACCAAUGGAACAUGUAUACAUGGAUGCAAAGACGGUUUCUAUGGUGACAUUUGUAUUUUUACCUGUUCAAGGAAUUGUUUAAACAAAACUUGUGAUCAGUUUUCUGGUAGCUGCAUUACAUGUAAACCUGGAAAGUAUGGUUUUUAUUGCUAUAAUUCUUGUGUCAACUGUCUUAGAGGACUAUGCGAUCGGACAACAGGCAUAUGUGAAGAUGGUUGCAAUGAUGGUUAUUUUGGUGAAAAAUGUUCUCAGUCUUGUAGUCAAUGUUUGGGUGAAAAUUGUAAUAGUCAAGGUGUGUGUAUGUCUGGUUGUGCGCCUGGAAAAUACGGAAGUUACUGCAAUGAAUCCUGUGUUGAUAGUUGUUUGAUAUGUCAUCCCGUGACUGGCCAAUGCCUUCAUGUAUCACCUGCAUGUAAUAUCACACAAUGCAACAUGAAUUUCAUGAACUCUAUUUGUCCGCCUUCAAGAUUUGGGUUUAAUUGCCAUCAAACGUGUAGUACAACAUGUACAAAUAGUUCUUCGAGUGGAUAUAUAUGUGAAAAGUGUACCGGCUCUUGUAUAGACACAUGCGCAUCUGGUCAAUUUGGACAAUUUUGUAAUGAAUCGUGUGGUAAAUGUGCUUCAGAGGAUAACACGUUGACGUCUUGUAAUCCAAAUGACGGACACUGUUUUAAGUGUAUUAAAGGUUAAUAUGGGAAACAAUGUAAUCAGAAGUGCAGUGAAUCGUGCUUAAAAGAAGAAUGUAAAGGUAAUGGUAUGU